AGCCCAUUGUAUACAGCGGAGGAAACCCUGUGCCGUAAGCAGCCAUCUUGGAUAGACAGAUCAUACUUGAGCCAGGAUAACCUGCAUUCCUCUUCUGAAGAGCUCAAGAACACAAAGCUCAAAAGACUUAAUUCCUGAGCCACAAUGGCCACUGCACCGUACAACUACUCCUACAUUUUCAAAUACAUCAUUAUCGGGGACAUGGGGGUAGGGAAGUCAUGUUUGCUUCACCAGUUUACAGAAAAGAAAUUCAUGGCGGACUGCCCCCAUACAAUUGGUGUGGAAUUUGGCACAAGGAUAAUUGAGGUGAGCGGCCAGAAGAUCAAGCUGCAGAUUUGGGACACAGCGGGACAAGAGCGCUUCAGGGCCGUCACCCGCUCCUACUACCGCGGAGCAGCAGGGGCACUCAUGGUCUACGACAUUACCAGGAGAAGCACAUACAAUCACCUCAGCAGCUGGCUGACUGAUGCCAGAAACCUCACCAACCCCAAUACUGUGAUCAUUCUCAUAGGAAACAAAGCAGACCUGGAGGCCCAGAGGGACGUCACGUACGAGGAAGCGAAGCAGUUUGCUGAGGAGAACGGUCUGUUGUUUCUGGAAGCGAGUGCAAAAACAGGUGAAAACGUUGAGGACGCCUUCCUGGAAGCCGCUAAGAAGAUCUACCAGAACAUCCAAGAUGGCAGCCUGGACCUGAACGCCGCAGAGUCGGGGGUCCAGCACAAGCCGUCAGCCCCUCAGGGUGGCCGGCUAACCAGCGAACCACAGCCCCAGAGGGAAGGCUGCGGCUGCUAAUGACCAAGCAAAACUCCCUUUGUCCUCCCUUUCUCUCUCUCUCUCUCCCCGUCUGUCCUUCCCACCCUCCCUCAACCAUCCCCCCUCCAUCCAUUCCUCCACCUCUGUACAUCCAUCCACCCUCAUCCUACACUGCACCAGGAGCUCCAUGAGAGCAGGGCUGUGGAGGGAAGGAACGGGGGACGGAUAUCGACUUGGGCCAGACAGAGUUGGGCUGUGUGGACUACAUCUUACCCCUCCUAUUCUUCCUAUCUGCCUGUCUGUCUCCCUUUUGUUGCUGUCUCACUCCACCUCUUUAAACUCUGUCAGUGUGUUGUCGUCCCAUAACUCUCUUUUGCUUCCCCCUGCUCUUUGUGCACCAAUCAGUCUAGCCCCCCCCCCCCCCCCCAUCAUAGUAUUGUAGACACCACCACGCAUUACACGGGUUACUGACACUUUAGAUAGAUGUAACGUUCAUACGAUAAUGAUAAACCGAGACUGUUCUUUUGUUUGGUUUUAUAGCUAUGACAUGUAAACACUGCAUUAAGGUUCACUCACCAUCAGUUCUGUAUGAAUCAGAUCUAAAUUAUAAAACUCCUGGCGCCUCUUCUGCAUGGUUUAACAAUCCUACAUUUUAUCGAUAUGUGGGUGUGACAUCUCACUCGCAGCUGAUUUGUGUGCAAUCGGACAGUGAAGGCAAUGGAUUAGUGUAUCAUGCAUCCGCACAGGUAGAGGUUCUCAAGUGUGUGUCAAAGAAUGUGUAGCUGAGGGAGGGGUUUUUUAUUUUUUUUUUUCCUCAGCAGGAUUCAAACCUGCUCGUGGCUUUUAAUUCUGUUUCUGCUGCUCGGCACAAAGCGAGAUCCUUUGCCAGAUGUGGCAACACUGAUGUUCUGAGGAGAGAGGGGGAAACAUUAAGAAAACCAGGGAUUACCCACAAAUUCCUUGAGGUCAAUUUCCUCCGUACUCUUUCUAGGAAGUUGGAUGGGAGUUUUGAGAGUUAUGACACUUCAUUCAUUCACAUCAGUUUCUUUGCACCAGCUCUCUCUCCUGACCCACCCAAAAAUCUCCCCCUGGUUAUAUCAACAAAUUGUCUUUUCCAGCUUUUCUUUGUUAUUGUUUGUUGCCUUACUCUAAUUACUGGUAUUCCUCUUUAAUCUUUGUUUUGCUGCACUUGAUUUCACACUGCUGUUGGACACCAAUUCAGUAAAUCAACUUUUAGAAUAAUUAUUGCAUUUUACUGGAGAAUGUAAAAUUAAACAAGUGGUGGCUCACUUGAACAUUUGAAAUAUUUUGACAUUGUAUCAGCAGCAUGGUCUUAAGCCCACAUCUCAUCUGUUCAGAUGUAAAAACAACCAGUCAACACUGCUUUAUCUCAAGUGCUGCACUUUAGAGCUGAUCUGUUUUUCAUUUGUAUAAUACAACACCAAGCAGCAUGCCCACCCCCCCUCCCCUCCAAAAUACAGUGAAAUAGUCAAAAUCCAAUUGUUUGUUUUCUUUCCAAGUACAAAUUUUCUGUACAUUAGUGAUUCCCUGAUUGGACAGCUGUAUAUAUUGCUUCUUAACUAUUGGUGAUGACCUUGCUACUUGGGAUUUAGACAUUUGCUGGCUCUGCCAAGACCUGUACAGUUGAUGUGCUAGUGGGUUGCCUGUAAUUCAUGCUUGGGAAAUUCUGUAACAUAGUUUCUAUUAAUAAAUGUAUGUAAAGGACAGACACAGACCUCCCCGACUACCCCAUCUGCACACUACUGAACCUGUCGAUUGGUUGAGGGGAGAGGAAGUGGAUUGAGAUGAUGUGCAAAUUAGUAUUUGUCUGCAAACUCUGAUUCCUCUUAUUUCUGUAUGGAGUGGAGAAUGGGGCACUUUCAUGUUUAUUCUGUUUUUCUUUUUCCAAACCAUCGUCACUCUUCCUCAUGGGAGGGGCCUCCAUCGCUGUCUUAACUUUUGGGGAGUAGGGAUUGGUUUGUUGUUGGGGGAAGUUGGUGGGCUGGGUUUCCUUUUUCCUGUCCCACCUGUUUGCAGUCUGAGUGACCACUUCCUGCUUUUGUCUGUCCACAAGUACAAAAAAAAAAAGUACAUAUGUAUAAAUUUUUAAGGAGCUGUGCUAACAUUUAAAUGCGUUCGAGUGUAUAUGAUUUUAAAAUGUUGACAUUUUGAUUUUAAUGACAAAUACUCUAGACAGAAAAAAUAAAUUAUACAUAACCUGUU
Messenger RNA from Micropterus salmoides (largemouth bass), 2976 nucleotides. RefSeq names its product RAB14, member RAS oncogene family, like (gene rab14l). Bases 145 to 792 code for a protein of 215 amino acids. The record is from RefSeq and is a predicted model, not a curated record. Gene Ontology annotation, biological process: phagosome maturation; Golgi to endosome transport; endocytic recycling. The transcript has 8 exons. Lineage: Eukaryota; Metazoa; Chordata; Actinopteri; Centrarchiformes; Centrarchidae. Gene Ontology annotation, cellular component: recycling endosome; trans-Golgi network; phagocytic vesicle. Gene Ontology annotation, molecular function: GTP binding; GTPase activity.